Saccharomycodes ludwigii is the source of this 6216-nucleotide messenger RNA. RefSeq lists its product as uncharacterized. Bases 1 to 6216 code for a protein of 2071 amino acids. The record is from RefSeq and is a predicted model, not a curated record. Gene Ontology annotation, biological process: flocculation. The transcript has a single exon. NCBI's taxonomy places the organism in Eukaryota, Fungi, Ascomycota, Saccharomycetes, Saccharomycodales, Saccharomycodaceae.
AUGCUCGAAAGAAAACAGAGAAGUUCUUCUCUAAGUUGGCUUUUGGCUGGUUUAUUAUUUAAUUUUUUUAUUAAACACGCAUAUGCUACAGGUGUGAUAGCUCAAUAUGCUAGUGGGUGUAUACCAUCCACCCUUGAUAAGGCUGGCGAAAACAUGGGUUUUCAUGUUCAAUUCUAUCAUUAUAAUUAUUUGACGUAUAACCCCAAAAUUAAUACAGGUACCGCCGAUUGGGAUACCUAUGUGAGUUCUGAAUAUAUCAAUGGUGGUUUUGUUGAUUAUGGUAUGUUUGGUGAAACUUAUGGCGCUACCAAUUUGACAUACGAAUUUGUCCCUGAUAACACUAAUGUCGCUCUUCAAUUAGGAACUUUACCACCUGGGUUUGAUUAUUCAACACCGUUUUAUCUUACAAAUUGGACUUUCCUUGCUACUGGUUACUUUGUUCCACCAACCACAGGUGUUUAUACUAUAUAUUUGGACUAUAUUGAUGAUUUAGGUGUCGUUUCCUUCGGUGCCGAUGCAGCAUUUAGAUGUUGUUUACAGAAUUCUACCUCCAUUACUCCAAGAUCUUACCAAAUUGAUUCCUUGUGGUCCUCCAGUGGUCCUACAGGUGUUAACCAAGUUUCUGUUGCUCUAUAUGCUGGUGUUUACUAUCCUUUAAGAGUAUUUUACGUUAAUCGUCAAAAUAUCGGUGGGAUAAAUUUCGGUUACACAGAUCCAGAUGGUGUAUAUCAUAACGAUUGGUCUGAGGUUGUCUACAAUUUUGAAGACGCCUCUGAAACAUGUGAUGCUCCAAGUGCAAAUACAACAACUUACAAACCAUGGACUGGUACCUAUACAUCUACUAUUGCUACUAGUGUUCUUACUACGACUGGAUCAGAUGGUAUUCCAACUACCUCCACUAUUUACACAGUUGAAACUCCAGAUAUGAGAGCUACCACUACCACCUACACACCAUGGACUGGUACAUUCACUUCUACCAUUGGUACUAGUGUUAUUACCAGUAUUGGAUCAGAUGGUAAACCAACUAUAUCUACCGUUUACACUGUUGAAACUCCAGAAGCUGAUGCUGUUACUACCACCUACACACCAUGGACUGGUGCAUUCACUUCUACCAUUGGUACUAGUGUUACUACCAGUAUUGGAUCAGAUGGUAUUCCAACUACCUCAACUAUCUAUACAGUUGAAACUCCAGAACACGAUGCUGUUACUACCACCUACACACCAUGGACUGGUGCAUUCACUUCUACCAUUGGUACUAGUGUUACUACCAGUAUUGGAUCAGAUGGUAUUCCAACUACCUCAACUAUCUAUACAGUUGAAACUCCAGAACACGAUGCUGUUACUACCACCUACACACCAUGGACUGGUGCAUUCACUUCUACCAUUGGUACUAGUGUAACUACCAGUAUUGGUUCAGAUGGUAUUCCAACUACCUCCACCAUCUAUACUGUUGAAACUCCAGAAGUUGAUGCUGUUACUACCACCUACACACCAUGGACUGGUGCAUUCACUUCUACCAUUGGUACUAGUGUUACUACCAGUAUUGGAUCAGACGGUAUUCCAACUACAUCUACCGUUUAUACAGUUGAAACUCCAGAACACGAUGCUGUUACUACCACCUACACACCAUGGACUGGUACAUUCACUUCUACCAUUGGUACUAGUGUUAUUACCAGUAUUGGAUCAGAUGGUAAACCAACUAUAUCUACCGUUUACACUGUUGAAACUCCAGAAGCUGAUGCUGUUACUACCACCUACACACCAUGGACUGGUGCAUUCACUUCUACCAUUGGUACUAGUGUUACUACCAGUAUUGGCUCAGAUGGUAUUCCAACUACCUCAACUAUCUAUACAGUUGAAACUCCAGAACACGAUGCUGUUACUACCACCUACACACCAUGGACUGGUGCAUUCACUUCUACCAUUGGUACUAGUGUUACUACCAGUAUUGGAUCAGAUGGUAUUCCAACUACCUCAACUAUCUAUACAGUUGAAACUCCAGAACACGAUGCUGUUACUACCACCUACACACCAUGGACUGGUGCAUUCACUUCUACCAUUGGUACUAGUGUAACUACCAGUAUUGGUUCAGAUGGUAUUCCAACUACCUCCACCAUCUAUACUGUUGAAACUCCAGAAGUUGAUGCUGUUACUACCACCUACACACCAUGGACUGGUGCAUUCACUUCUACCAUUGGUACUAGUGUUACUACCAGUAUUGGAUCAGAUGGUAUUCCAACUACCUCAACUAUCUACACUGUUGAAACUCCAGAAGUUGAUGCUGUUACCACCACUUACACACCAUGGACUGGUACAUUCACUUCUACCAUUGGUACUAGUGUAACUACCAGUAUUGGCUCAGACGGUAUUCCAACUACAUCUACCAUCUAUACUGUUGAAACUCCAGAAGUUGAUGCUGUUACUACCACUUACACACCAUGGACUGGUACCUUCACUUCCACCAUUGGUACUAGUGUCACUACCAGUAUUGGCUCAGAUGGUAUUCCAACUACCUCAACUAUCUAUACAGUUGAAACUCCAGAACACGAUGCUGUUACUACCACCUACACACCAUGGACUGGUGCAUUCACUUCUACCAUUGGUACUAGUGUAACUACCAGUAUUGGUUCAGAUGGUAUUCCAACUACCUCCACCAUCUAUACUGUUGAAACUCCAGAAGUUGAUGCUGUUACUACCACCUACACACCAUGGACUGGUACCUUCACUUCCACCAUUGGUACUAGUGUCACUACCAGUAUUGGCUCAGAUGGUAUUCCAACUACAUCUACCAUCUAUACUGUUGAAACUCCAGAAGUUGAUGCUGUUACUACCACCUACACACCAUGGACUGGUACCUUCACUUCCACCAUUGGUACUAGUGUCACUACCAGUAUUGGCUCAGAUGGUAUUCCAACUACAUCUACCAUCUAUACUGUUGAAACUCCAGAAGUUGAUGCUGUUACCACCACUUACACACCAUGGACUGGUACAUUCACUUCUACCAUUGGUACUAGUGUAACUACCAGUAUUGGCUCAGACGGUAUUCCAACUACAUCUACCAUCUAUACUGUUGAAACUCCAGAAGUUGAUGCUGUUACUACCACUUACACACCAUGGACUGGUACAUUCACUUCUACCAUUGGUACUAGUGUUACUACCAGUAUUGGAUCAGAUGGUAUUCCAACCACCUCAACUAUUUACACCGUUGAAACUCCAGAUGUUGAUGCUGUUACCACCACUUACACACCAUGGACUGGUACAUUCACUUCUACCAUUGGUACUAGUGUAACUACCAGUAUUGGCUCAGACGGUAUUCCAACUACAUCUACCAUCUAUACUGUUGAAACUCCAGAAGUUGAUGCUGUUACUACCACUUACACACCAUGGACUGGUACAUUCACUUCUACCAUUGGUACUAGUGUAACUACCAGUAUUGGCUCAGACGGUAUUCCAACCACCUCAACUAUUUACACCGUUGAAACUCCAGAUGUUGAUGCUGUUACCACCACUUACACACCAUGGACUGGUACCUUCACUUCCACCAUUGGUACUAGUGUCACUACCAGUAUUGGCUCAGAUGGUAUUCCAACCACCUCAACUAUUUACACCGUUGAAACUCCAGAUGUUGAUGCUGUUACUACCACUUACACACCAUGGACUGGUACAUUCACUUCUACCAUUGGUACUAGUGUAACUACCAGUAUUGGCUCAGACGGUAUUCCAACCACCUCAACUAUUUACACCGUUGAAACUCCAGAUGUUGAUGCUGUUACCACCACUUACACACCAUGGACUGGUACCUUCACUUCCACCAUUGGUACUAGUGUAACUACCAGUAUUGGCUCAGACGGUAUUCCAACUACAUCUACCAUCUAUACUGUUGAAACUCCAGAAGUUGAUGCUGUUACUACCACCUACACACCAUGGACUGGUACCUUCACUUCCACCAUUGGUACUAGUGUCACUACCAGUAUUGGCUCAGAUGGUAUUCCAACCACCUCAACUAUUUACACCGUUGAAACUCCAGAUGUUGAUGCUGUUACUACCACUUACACACCAUGGACUGGUACAUUCACUUCUACCAUUGGUACUAGUGUAACUACCAGUAUUGGCUCAGACGGUAUUCCAACCACCUCAACUAUUUACACCGUUGAAACUCCAGAUGUUGAUGCUGUUACCACCACUUACACACCAUGGACUGGUACCUUCACUUCCACCAUUGGUACUAGUGUCACUACCAGUAUUGGCUCAGAUGGUAUUCCAACUACAUCUACCAUCUAUACUGUUGAAACUCCAGAAGUUGAUGCUGUUACUACCACCUACACACCAUGGACUGGUACAUUCACUUCUACCAUUGGUACUAGUGUCACUACCAGUAUUGGCUCAGAUGGUAUUCCAACUACAUCUACCAUCUAUACUGUUGAAACUCCAGAAGUUGAUGCUGUUACUACCACCUACACACCAUGGACUGGUACCUUCACUUCCACCAUUGGUACUAGUGUCACUACCAGUAUUGGCUCAGAUGGUAUUCCAACUACAUCUACCAUCUACACAGUUGAAACCCCAACCAACAACGGUGUUACCACCACAUACACACCAUGGACUGGAUCUGUUACAUCUACUAUUGGUACUAGCGUUAUCACUAAUACUGGUACUGAUGGUAUUCCAACUACGUCUACCAUCUACACUGUUGAAACACCAGCUAACCAUGGUGCUUCAACUACUAAUGUUCCAUGGACUGGAUCCGUUACUACUACUGUUGGUACUUCGAUUUUCACUACUACUGGUACUGAUGGUAAACCAACUACAUCUACCAUUUACACAGUUGAAACUCCAGAAAAUCAUGGCAUUAGUACUAUAUUUACCUCUUGGGGUGGUGCUUACACUUCAACUUAUUCCAUUAACAUUUUCACUGUUACUGGCUCUAAUGGAUUGUCUACCACUUCCACUAUUAUUUACGUUGAAACACCAGGAUUUGGUUAUUUUAACACUACCAGCUCUAAAUCAUCUCCAUUGACUACUAUUCCAGGUACUACCUCUACUUCUGAAACUGUUUCUCCAGUUAAUCCAACUACUGAGACAUCUGGAUUGCCUUCUAGUGUCACAAGAACUACUGUGAUUGUUACAUCUGGCAGAACUAUAACCUCGACUAUUGUCACAUGCGAUGCUACUACCACCAUUGUUCCAAACAACAACAACAACAAUAAUGGUGGUUCUAACAAUUCCGGUUCCGAAGUUUAUUCUGUUAGUUCUGAGACUUCCAAUACACCAGUUACUGUUACUAAGACUAGUGUAUUCACUACAUCUGGUAGUACCAUUACUGCUACUAUCACCUCCACUAUUGUUCCAAAUAACAACAACAACAACGGUGGAUCUGGUAGUUCUGAAACUGGUAAUACACCAGUCACUGUUACUAAGACUAGUGUAUUCACUACAUCUGGUAGUACCAUCACUGCUACUAUCACAUCCACUAUUGUUCCAAACAACAACAACAACGGUGGAUCUGGUAAUUCCGAAACUGCUAAUACACCAGUUACUGUUACUAAGACUAGUGUGUUUACCACAUCUGGUAGCACCAUUACUGCUACUAUCACUUCUACUAUUGUUCCAAACAACAACAACAACAACGGUGGAUCUGGUAAUUCCGAAACUGCUAAUACACCAGUUACUGUUACUAAGACUAGUGUAUUCACUACAUCUGGUAGUACCAUUACUGCUACUAUCACCUCUACUAUUGUUCCAAACAACAACAACAACAACGGUGGAUCUGGUAGUUCCGAAACUGCUAAUACACCAGUUACUGUUACUAAGACUAGUGUGUACACUACAUCAGGUAGUACCAUCACAUCUGUUAUUACAUCUACUAUUGUUCCAAACAAUAAUAAUGAAAACGGAUCAGGUUCUCCAGGCAAUGCUAGUGAAUAUGUUGAGACUAUUUCAUCUGGUUCUGUUCACACCACUGUUACCAAGAGUGGCAGUGGCAACUCUGGUAAUUCCAACAAUGUUGUUACUAAGACCACAUCUGGUGGAAAAGUCAUUACUACUACUAUUCAAUCAGAAACUGUUUCUAGUACAGCUGGUAUUGAAGUGCAAAGUAUUCAAUCUCAACCAGCAUCUAGUGGAUUAAUUUCUAUUUACCAAGCUGGUGCUGUUUCAAACAGAAUAUCCACUUUCAAGAUGUUCUUCACCCUAUUUGUCUUAUUUUUCAACUUCUAA